Molecule: messenger RNA, 1058 nt
Organism: Saccostrea echinata
Lineage: Eukaryota; Metazoa; Mollusca; Bivalvia; Ostreida; Ostreidae
Product: leucine zipper transcription factor-like protein 1
Exons: 10
Coding region: 96-992 (298 amino acids)
Biological process (GO): negative regulation of protein localization to cilium
Cellular component (GO): cytoplasm
Source: RefSeq, a predicted model, not a curated record
UUGGAAACCUCGAUUUGGAAUUAUCUUGUCAACAGUGACGCCUUCUGCAAAUUCUUCAAAGUUUAGCAUUUACUAGUUUCACAUUUAACGUCAAAAUGGCUAAUCUUGGGGUGAAUGAACAUCAUCAAGCUCAAGUAGUUAAUUACAUGAGGUUUACCCGUUAUCAAAGAGGUCAGAGGUUAAGAGCUGUUGAGAUGUGUUUUGAGGAACUAAAGAACAGCAGAUUGGAUGAAACGACUUACACCAUUGAUGAGGUGACAGACAUGUUGGAUGGGCUGCUGUCAGUUGUGCGGGGGGAAGUGGAGGGAGAGUUAGAUAACACUGCUUAUACAAAUGUUCUACUUCUGAGGCAGAUGUUUCAGCAGGCAGAAAAGUGGCACCUCAAACUACAGGCAGAUAUCUCAGAAUUAGAAAAUAGAGAAUUAAUAGAAACUAUAGCAGACUUUGAACAAAGGGAAUUUGCUGGGACAACAAGAGACACAGAUUUCAACAGUGUAUUAAAGAAAAUGAAAUUAGCUCCAAUCAAUGAAUCUGGCGGAGCAGCUCUACUACACAUGAAAAUUGAGGAAUUAGAAAGAGAAAAUCUUAAACUAUCAGAAAAAACAAAACAAAUGGAGCAGCAAGUCAAAGCUUUAGGAGGAACGGUGGCAGCUAGUGCUGUAACUUCCUCUGUUGCAGGCAGAUCAAAUCAGAAUGAUGGGGAAGUGGAUGAUCUAAGAAAGAAAUUGUCCAAUCUUGAAUCAGAUCUUGAUAGUACAAAAAGAAGCAAUGCCAGUUCAUCAAACGCAAUGGAAAAAGAUUUAGUGUCAACAAAGCACGAGUUGCUUCGAAUUAGAGAAAUGUUGGAAAUGGCUGAAAAGGAACUUGAGAAGAAAGUCAGUCAAACCAACCCAUUCAAAAAUCUAAAGCAGAUGCUAAUGAAGAAAAACGACCAACUGAAGGACCUCAGACGGAGACUAGCAAAAUAUGAGAAAGUUGAUGAUGUUGAGUAAUAUUUGAAUGGUGAGAUGUACACAUCUAACUGUUUUAUAUUGGAAGAGGAAUGAGCAAGGUUUAAA